AAAAAAUGCCGAUUUUUGCUCGCGCUUUGGAGCGGUGGUGCCAUCGUGCGCAUGGGCGAAUCGAGGUCUUUCUUUGAUCAAAUGGCGACCUCUGGCGCAACGUCAUCGUCCGCUUCCCGAGGUAGCAACAGCAGAAGAACAUCAAGUGGCUCGACAUACUCAAAAAGUCUUGCCAGUGGUUCUGCUUCGCGACGGCCCACGAGACCCUCGCCGCCAGCAGGGGGCAGAACCGCUUUGGACUCGCUUGUGCCCUCCGGACGCACCAGACUUGGCGGAGCCGCUUCGUUCGCAUCCACCUCAAGUUCUACUAUGGCCCGGAUGACCGAGUGUCUCAACCGAGCUCAUGCUCUGCGACCACAUAAACCUACUGGAGGUGCGCCCGGGCCGGCCGCAAGGUCCACGCCAGCAAGCAGUCCCUAUGUGCCUGCCUUCAGGUCGUUGACAACGACAGACUUGGAGUUGCAGGAGCCACGCCCAACAACUGCCGGCAUGGUUUCAACAUGUACGGCCACGGCAGAAACAAAACAAGCUGCCAAGGCGCGGCCGCGCUCUGCCUUGCCGAGCCCUGCCGGUCGUCUCAAAGGUAGCAGAACGCCCAGCCCCAUCGGGGACUUCCCGCCCCGCACGACCACUGGUGGGUCGCACAACUACUAUCACGACAACCAUCAGGCGGAUGACAUUCAUCUCUCCUGCGAAUUCUCCAGCUGCGAAUCUGAUUGCGAGACGGCCCAAAACGUCGUAAGUACGAUGCUCGCUUCCAGUGCUUCCGAACCCGUGUUGCCGAACCAACGCUCCGGAUCGCCAGCUAUCAAGCUAGCUCUUCCGCACGAAGUGGCUGGGCAACACCCUGCCUCCCACCGCAGCGCUCUGCCGAAUGCGCUCUUCCGGGCAACGUUGCCGGUCUACAAUCCGAAUUUGCAACGGCCCAGGUCGGCUCCGCCGCCGGGGGGAUGGCCGGUCGCGAAGUCCCACGCAAAGCGUAAGAUGAUAAAGCGUCAUCGCCCCCGUCCAAGCUCUUCGGACUGCUACGCGGAGAUGACGGCAUCAAACCGCCGCCCGCUGCUGUUGGACCUCACUUGGAAACUGAUUCCGGUCGAAGGAGAGCAGGGCGAUGCCUGAAAAAUGAUGCUGUUGUAAACGAAAUCUUGAUAAAGCGAGGCGACUAUGAAACAAGGAGUGCUGGCCUAUCGCACAUAGUGAUAUUCCGACUGCUUCUGCUAGUAGAAUAACCAUUUACGACCCCUUCCCCUCUACUAGAUAGUUUGUGUGGCGCAUCUAUCGAAGUCGAACACAAACAGAGAGCUGAUAUUCUUGCAGAAAUAAAUGUGAAGGUGGCACAUAAGGAGUAGUUUCACUCGCCAUGCAUGCGACUUAUGUUUAUCGGCCAUUUUUGUUGCCUCAAAUAAGCUUGACGUAUGAAAAAUCCGCCCGAGUCGACCGAGGGUCUCAACUACUGGCGACAGUGUAGUUUCAUAAUAGAACCACGACGGUGGUAUGUGUGAGCGACCGGACAACAUGCAACACUUCUGCCGACUGACACGAGGAACAUUGACUGAAGUUUAUGUAGAUAUAUGACACAUAUGGAUAAAAAUUUAAGUACCUUCUCGCAUGUAUUCCUUCAGGAGCGGUAGCCGCUUUUGCAAACAGAACCGAAGGUUGUCUUUGUUUGAGAACUGUAACUGACAAUUUCUGUCCUGUGAGGAUAUCGUGCCUCUGCCUCACAUGAUCAUAUUUUUAUGUGUACAAUAGGGCGGUGGAC
This is a messenger RNA of Amoebophrya sp. A120, 1759 nucleotides long. NCBI's taxonomy places the organism in Eukaryota, Dinophyceae, Syndiniales, Amoebophryaceae. The record is from the annotation of a GenBank genome assembly.